Diaporthe amygdali is the source of this 918-nucleotide messenger RNA. RefSeq lists its product as uncharacterized. NCBI's taxonomy places the organism in Eukaryota, Fungi, Ascomycota, Sordariomycetes, Diaporthales, Diaporthaceae. The record is from RefSeq and is a predicted model, not a curated record. Bases 1 to 918 code for a protein of 305 amino acids. The transcript has 2 exons.
AUGGUCUACCAAUAUGAAAACGCAGGCAACAACCAACGCAUUUACAAGGAGGUUGGGUCUGAUAAGAAAUUGAAAUGGGACGCUGCACAGGUCGAUCCCGACACCAAAAGGUUGAUCGAUGAAGUCGUAGCCCAGGGGUACGUGAUUAUCAAAAACGCAUUUACUGAUGCGGAAGUCGACGAGGCGCUUGAGGAGCUGCGACGCCUGUCCGCCUCUUCCGAUGCUGGCCCAGCAGCUACUAGGGGCCGGAACACAUUUGAGGGCUUCAAGACACAGCGCAUCUACUCUUUGCUUAAUAAGUCAAGAGUCUUUGACAAGUUUACUAUCCACCCCAGCGUUGUCGCUCUUAACGACUACUUCAUGGACCCGGGCUGGCUUCUCAGCGUCAUCCACAGUAUCAGCAUCCAGCCAGGCGAGAAGCCGCAAACCCUGCACCACGAUGAUGGCCAAAUCACUAUACCGCGGCCCCACCGGCCAUUGGGAUCAGCGAUAAUGGUCGCGCUUGAUCCAUACACCGAGUUGAACGGCGCGACCGUUGUCGUACCUGAGUCACACACUUGGGGCGCUGAUCGUGUGCCGCAGGUGUCCGAGGCUAGACCAGUGGUCAUGCCUCGGGGAAGCCUGGUAUAUUUCAUCGGGACUUUAUGGCACGGCGGAGGCCAAAACAGGUCUGAUGCAGCUCGACGCGCUCUGACGGUUCAGUACUGUCAGCCUUGGUUGCGCCAGCUCGAAAACUACUUCAUCGCUGUAGACUGGGAGAAGCUUCCGCAAAUUCCGAAGCAGAUUGUAGACAUGAUGGGAUAUCAGGUCGGCUCUCCUUUCAUCGGGUUUGUGGAUGGAGUGAACCCUCGGAAGGCAGUGGAGCAGCGUCUGAAAAGAAAGGGGGAAGAAGAGAAGGCCAAGAGGAACAAGCUAUAG